AUGGACGGCGGCGGCGCUUACCGCUGCCGCGCCAACCGGCACCUGGAGGGCGGCCAGUCGGCGCUGCCGGGCUCGCUGCUCUUCGCGGCCGGCCUGCUGGGCAACGUGUUGGCGCUGGGGAUCUUGUGGCAGCACCAGCUCCGCGCGCGGCUGCAGCGCGCCGGCGGCUGGGGGCGCCCAAGGGCGUCCGCCUUCUACCUCCUGGUCAGCGCCUUGGCCGCCACCGACCUGCUGGGCAAGUGCCUGCUCAGCCCCAUCGUCCUGGCCGCCUAUGCGCGCAACCGCAGCCUCAGCGAGCUCUGGCCGCCGCCAGCAACUGCCGUCGGGGAAGACGCAGCCGCCGACGCUGGAGACGCGAACCCCGGGAGCCUGUGCCAGCUGUUCGCCUUCCUGAUGGCUUUCUUCGGCCUGGCGCCCACCAUGCUGCUACUAGCCAUGGCCCUGGAGUGCAGCCUGUCGCUGGGACACCCCUACUUUUACCAGCGCCACACCAGCCGGCGCCUGGGCGCGCUGCUAACCGUCGCGGCGGGCGCGCUGUGCGCCCUCUUCUGCGCCCUGCCGCUGCUGGGCUUCGGUGCCAUCGUGCAGUACUGCCCGGGCACCUGGUGCUUCAUCCGCAUGGCCGGCGGCGGGCGGGCCUACUCGGUGCUCUACGCCAGCCUCCUGGGCGCGCUGGGACUCGCCAUCGGACUCUGCAACCUGGUCAGCAUGCGCAGCCUCUACCGCAUGGCGCGCCGGCAACCCCCGCGAAGGAGCCAGCCGGCCGGAGCGCACGGAAGCGGCGGUGGCCCCGGCGCCCCGUCGACAGCGCCUCCCGGCGCCGGCCGCACAGAAGAGCUGGGCCAGCUGGUCUUGCUGGCUCUCAUGACCGCCCUCUUCACCAUCUGCUCCCUGCCCAUGAUCGUGAGUAACGCUACGAGGGGGGACGGGAGAGCUGUGCGCUUUGGAGAGGCCCUGGCCGUCGAGGGAAACGCCCCGUCGGAAGGCGCGCUCUGUGCGCCCAGAGGGCAUAAUAAUAAUAAUAAUAAUAAUAAUAAUAAUAAUAAUAAUAAUUUAUUAUUUAUACCCCUCCCAUCUGGCUAGAUUUCCCAUCCACUCUGGGCAGCUUCAAACAAAAGAUUAAAAAUACAUUAAAACAUCAGUCAUUCAAAACUUGCCUAAACAGGGCUGCCUUCAGAUGUCUUCUAAAUGUCAUAUAGUUGUUUAUCUCUUUGACAGGGAGGGCAUUCCACAGGGCCUCUCCAGGGAACCUCCAGCCAUAGGAGCCAACUCCGAGGGACUGAGGGGGCUUUGCCCCCCAAAUAAUAUAUUUGAGGGGGUCAGGGGCCCCCAAAGUUGACUGGCAUUCAAAUGGUUUGUGUGCACCACAUUAUGUGAUGAAUUAUGUGGGGCAGGGCAAUACCUGGGCUACCACAGUAUUUAAUUCAAGUUGGCGCUCCUGCCUCCAGCAUUUUGGUCCUUGGUGGGGGGAAGCCCCCCCCCCCCCGCUGUGUAUGUCUAGAUGCCUAGAGAGCAUGGAGUAGGUAUCUCAAGUACCACAUUGCCAUGUGCCUCUCAAAGGCACCUCUGGCAUCUGCAGGUGGAGCUGAGAAAGACUUGGGGUGAGAGGAAGACCAGAGGGUCUCCUUGUGCCAGCCAGCCAUGGGCCAGGCUGAACCCAGCAUUUUGUGGGGCCUGAGACAGAAGAGAGAUGGUCCACCCCCUUUUGCAAACACUUUCUGCCAGAACACUGCCGUGGUCACACUUGCAGGUAAAGAUAAAGGUAAAGGGACCCCUGACCAUUAGGUCCAGUUGUGGCCGACUCUGGGGUUGCGGCGCUCAUCUCGCUUUAUUGGCCGAGGGAGCCGGCAUACAGCUUCCGGGUCAUGUGGCCAGCAGGACUAAGCCGCUUCUGGCGAAGCAGAGCAGCGCACGGAAACGCCGUUUACCUUCCCGCCGGAGCGGUACCUAUUUAUCUACUUGCACUUUGACGUGCUUUCGAACUGCUAGGUUGGCAGGAGCAGGGACCGAGCAACGGGAGCUCACCCCGUUGCGGGGAUUCGAACCACCGACCUUCUGAUCGGCAAUUCUUAGGCUCUGUGGUUUAACCCACAGCGCCACCCGCGUCCCUUGCAGGUAGCUAGAUUUAAAAACUAAACUGAGGACUGUGUGAAAUUAGGAGGUCGAGAGACACAGAAUCGUCUCAGUGCUAUUUUUUCUAGGAAAGAGAUGCCAGAACUCACCUUGUUCUCUUAGAAUGGCAACGGUGCCCAUCUGGGAGGUGCCGGAACUGAGUUCCCAGGGUCAUCUAGUCCAACCCCAUGCAAUGCAGGAAUCUUUCACCCGACUUCAGGCUCAAACCCACAACCCUCUACCAGCUGAGCUGUCUGGAUCAGAAGAUCUACUCCAGUGAAGGCAGCACUGACAAUCAUGAGUGGUGAAUUGGGCUUUUUUAUUUUUGGUGGACUGAUGUGGAUUUUACUGUUUGUAGUGAUAUUACUGUUACCACCGUUAUAUUCUCAUUGUUUACUUUACUUCUCGUUGUAUGUUCUUUGUGGGACACCUUGAGAUUUUGUUAGAAAGGUGCUGAAGAAAUUUAAUAAAACGAACAACAGUAAUAAUAAAUUAGCACACUUAAUAAUAAUAAUAAUAAUAAUAAUAAUAAUAAUUUAUUAUUUAUACCCCGCCCAUCUGGCUGAGUUUCCCCAGCCACUCUGGGCGGCUCCCAAUCAAAUGUUAAAAACAGUACAGCAUUAAAUAUUUUAAAAAUAAUAAUAUUAAGGACACCCGAAGAGCCUGCAGGAUGAGGCCAAUGGUCCGUCUGGUCCAGAAUUCUGUUCUCCCAGUGGCCAACAAGAUUCCUGUUGGAAACCCGCAAGCAGAACUUCAGCAGAACACCCCGGUUGUGGUUCCCUGCAACUGGUAGACUGCCACCCAGAAUGGAGGUUCCACCCUUUUAGUCUUGCCUGCAGGGGCACAGAUGCCAUACACCAGGCACAGGCAAACUCAGCCCUCCAGAUGUUUUUUGGGACUACAAUUCCCAUCAUCCCUGCCCACUGUUCCUGUUAGCUAGGGAUGAUGGGAGUUGUAGUCCCAAAACAUCUGGAGGGCCGAGUUGGCCUCUGCCUGCCACACGUGAUGAUCUGCGCACCUGAUUAGAAGAGGGCCGGCGACUUCUGCUAGCAAACGUGUCUUUUCCAUGUUUCAUGCCUCCCUGAACAGAUUUAGCUCUAAUCUCCCUUUUGCAUCUCUUUGAUAACUGCGCACCUUCCUGUCCUUUCUGCUGAAGCCCUCGCAGAUUGUUUAAUUUAACAGAAAACAGAGUCUGGGCCAUAGCAGGACUGCGGUGAUAAAUGAUCUAGCAGCUAUUAACACAGGCUGGAAUUGUUUUAGGAAAGGGGGGGAAAUCACAGCUGCUCCCUGGAGGCAGAAUUCUGAAAGAGGGGGACUUCACACAAGACGGGUUGGAUUCUCCUUUCUAGCAUCCUCAUUGGCCUGGCCAAAAUAUCCGUGACAUAUGCUUGCUUUCACUUUUGGGGGUGACAGUUUGGCGUCUGUUUUCCAUCCACGUUGCAAUCCAUCUCUAGAACAAAUUGGUUGGAGAUAAUGGCCCGGCGGUUGAGGGUGUUUUCUGCAGCAUGUUCUUGACACAAGAAUAGUUCAUUAGCAGAGGAUUUAUCUCACUUUGGUUUGGUCCGUGUCUCUUUCCCAAAUCAUGCCCCGUUAUUGCUGCCUAGGAGGGCCACAGUGCAUGCAAAAGAAGCAAAGAAAAUGAAACAGAACAUUUGUGGUAUAAAAAAAUUACAGGAUUUCAGCAGGAAGAUACGCACCAACUGGGAAUGAAGCCGCGUGAUCAGCCCCCAAGCUUUUGCAGGUGCAACCGGCGUUGAAAUCGUGAUCACGUGUGACCUCCCUGAUAGCAUCGUGAGCACAAAUCAUCAUGCAUGUGCAUUCAAAAGGACACCUGGUUGUUUUUCACAUCUCAGAUUAGCUCAGCAGCAGUCUCCCAACCUGAAGUUUUGCAGCUUUCCCUGCGGCAGAUGUUGUUGGGUUUAAGGGCUUUAGAAAAGCAGGGUGUAUAUAAGAUACUCCAGGCUUUUAAAUAGUUAUUCGCCUAAUAAGGUGGGGGAAGGAGAAAAUGCUAAAAGUAUCGCUUUACGUUUUGUAGUGUGUGCAGUUUGAGCUCAAUUUAUAAUCAAGUCACAAAGCGAAAACUUGAAAUGGAGGCUUCAGGAGUGGACGCGCUAGGGAGUAAGUCGCAUGCAUGCAUAACUAAGGGGCAGGGGACUUUUCCCAGGCUGAGGGCUGCAUUCGCUUCUGGGCAAGAAAAUGGGGAUCACAUGCUGGUAGUGACCAGAGCUGAAACUGAGAGAGGGGGACACAAGAAAUGUCAAAUUCACCCCUUGCAGUAGGCUACUUUCUACAGAAACUAACACAACCCCUCUCUGUCAUUUGUAGAAGAUUUUGUAGAAUCGUGGAGUUGGAAGGGACCACGAGGGUCAUCUAGUCCAGCCCCCAGCAGUGCAGGAAUCUUUUGCCCAACGUGGGGCAAAUGCCACCAGAAUUUGAAACGGUGCAAAAUGUAGGCUCCUCUCCCGGUCUCUGAUCCACCUGCCCUUUCUUUCUCCCUAGCUUUCUGAAAUGACUCGCGUUCUCUUGCAGCAGUGACUGAGACUAAAGGAGAAUUUGAUCAGGUCGCUGUAACUUCCCCCCGCUGCCCCACCAGAGAACAGAAGCAUUUAUCUCCCAAGCCCCAUAGCCAUUGCCCUGUAAGUCACACCCUAACCCUGCUAUGGGACAUCACAGCGGACCUUGACUGCGCCUCGCUGUUGUGGCUAAGGGCUCUGAACCCUGCACUGGUUUUCUUGAGAAUCAUCACAUCACACCUCUCUGAGAUUAGCACAAGAGCGGGGAUGGAAAGAACAGCUGCCCUCUGGGCUGUUUGGACGUGGGAAGUGGUUCUGGGUAACAGAAAAGGCUCGCUGCUCUUCUCUCUUGGUUAAGCUGCAAAACAUUCCGGCUUUGUUUUCGGAGCACCGAUAAUGACAAGGCUCAGAUUUAUCGGAUUCUUUGCAGCUUGCUGCGAGUCAAAAGCUGCUAACUAACUGAUUUCUGGAACGGGACGGCGAGGGAACACUGACUAAUGUUGAUGCAUUUGAGAACUUGCUUUGGUUACUUGCACACAGUCGGGAGAAUGUUUCGCGCUGCCGGCCAACAGCAUCCAUUUUUUAGCCAAGGCACAUGGCAUGUCUGGAACAGAGCAAAGAAGAUUAAGACAGAUCUCUGGUCAUCAAGGCAGCCCUGCUGGGUCUGACAAAAGAGACCAUCAACUCCAAUAUCCUGUUUGCAGCAGAGAUGAUGUGCAGGACCCACAAGACAAGGCAGCGUGAAGACAGCAACCUUCUCCUCCUGUAGCAGUGGCUUACCUGUGGCCCUUGCCUGGUGCGCUUUGCGGGCAGGAUGAGGCCUCAGUUAGGAAAGCCAGAUCACAAUCUAGUUGUGUAGCCCUGCCAUGUGUGGUUAACGGGCUUUGAGGCUGGCACAUCUAGCCAUGAGAGCCAAGGCUGAGCAAACGAGCAUAGAAUCAUGAAAUAGUAGAGUUGGAAGGGACCCCUGAGGGUCAUCCAGUCCAGCCCCCUGCAAUGAGCCAACAGUGUGACGCGGCAGCUAAAAAAGCCAAUGCAAUUCUGGGCUGCAUCAAUAGGAGUAUAGCAUCUAGAUCAAGGGAAGUAAUAGUCCCACUGUAUUCUGCUCUGGUCAGACCUCACCUGGAGUACUGUGUCCAGUUCUGGGCACCACAGUUCAAGAAGGACACUGACAAACUGGAACGUGUCCAGAGGAGGGCAACCAAAAUGGUCAAAGGCCUGGAAACGAUGCCUUAUGAGGAACGGCUAAGGGAGCUGGGCAUGUUUAGCCUGGAGAAGAGGAGGUUAAGGGGUGAUAUGAUAGCCAUGUUCAAAUAUAUAAAAGGAUGUCACAUAGAGGAGGGAGAAAGGUUGUUUUCUGCUGCUCCAGAGAAGCGGACACGGAGCAAUGGAUCCAAACUACAAGAAAGAAGAUUCCACCUAAACAUUAGGAAGAACUUCCUGACAGUAAGAGCUGUUUGACAGUGGAAUUUGCUGCCAAGGAGUGUGGUGGAGUCUCCUUCUUUGGAGGUCUUUAAGCAGAGGCUUGACAACCAUAUGUCAGGAGUGCUCUGAUGGUGUUUCCUGCUUGGCAGGGGGUUGGACUCGAUGGCCCUUGUGGUCUCUUCCAACUCUAUGAUUCUAUGAUUCUAUGAUUCUAAUGCAGGAAUCUCAACAAGAUCAUCAAUGACCAAAUAUCAUCUCAACCGAAGCAUCCCUGACAGAUGGCCAUUCAACCUCUGCUUAAAAGCCUCCAAAGAAGGAGAGUCCACAACUUCCAGAGGGAGACUGUUCCACUGUUGAACAGCUCUUACUGUCAGAAAGUUCUUCCUGAUGUUUAGUCAGAAUCAGUGCCGGAUUUACUUAUAAGGUAGAGCCUAGGACUUGCUGAUCAGAAGGUCAGCGGUUCGAAUCUCCGCCACGGGGUGAGCUCCCGUUGCUCGGUCCCUGCUCCUGCCAACCUAGCAGUUCGAAAGCACGUCAAAGUGCAAGUAGAUAAAUAGGUACCGCUCCAGCGGGAAGGUAAACGGCGUUUCCGUGCGCUGCAGUGGUUCGCCAGAAGCGGCUUAGUCAUGCUGGCCACGUGACCUGGAAGCUGUACUCUGGCUCCCUCUGCCAAUAAAGCGAGAUGAGCGCUGCAACCCCAGAGUCGGCCACGACUGGACCUAAUAGUCAGGGGUCCCUAAACAAGCUCUAGCUUAGGGCCCCACUCUUUGGGGCCCCCCAAAAAAAUGAAAGAAAAAAAACUGGAUGCACAUUUCCAAAAUAUAAGAUAAAAAACAAAAUAAAACCUACAUACAGCAACAGUGUUUUGUGUUGUGUAGGCUCCUGUGAUGUAAGUCAUGGGCCCCGCCUGCUAGCCUGCUCCCUAACAUAUCACUGGUUAGAUAACUACUGUAUUGGGUCCAUAAAUUACCUUAUAGCAUACGUUGUUGUUGUUGUUUAGUCAUUUAUUCGUGUCCGACUCUUCGUGACCCCCUGGACCAGAGCACAGCAGGCACUCCUGUCUUCCACUGCCUCCCGCAGUUUGGUCAAACUCAUGCUGGUAGCUUCGAGAACACUGUCCAACCAUCUCGUCCUCUGUCGUCCCCUUCUCCUUGUGCCCUCCAUCUUUCCCAACAUCAGGGUCUUUUCCAGGCAGUCUUCUCUUGUCAUGAGGUGGCCAAAGUAUUGGAGCCUCAGCUUCAGGAUCUGUCCUUCCAGUGAGCACUCAGGGCUGAUUUCCUUCAGAAUGGAGAGGUUGGAUCUUCUUGCAGUCCAUGGGACUCUCAAGAGUCUCCUCCAGCACCAUAAUUCAAAAGCAUCAAUUCUUCGGUGAUCAGCCUUCUUUAUGGUCCAGCUCUCACUUCCAUACAUCACUACUGGGAAAACCAUAGCUUUAACUAUACGCAUAUAUUCAACCCAAAAAACAGCAGCAAUUUGUUGUUGACAAAGGACAGCUGGACAUUACCUUCAGUAGCUUAGGGCCUCAUCAAACCUAAAUCCGUCCCUGGUCAGAAUUUCCAUUUUCUUGUAACUUGAAGCCAUUGGCUCGGAGUAGUAAUAGUAGUAAUUGCUGUAAUAGUUCAGAUUUAUUACAGUGCUUUCAGCAUUCAGAGCCUUUGGUGUACAUUAUCACAGGAGUCUUCCCCAUAAACCUGCAAAUUAGGCCCUGGGGAGAUUGAAUCCCUUCCCUUUACAGAAGACACUCUUCUGUUUGACAAUCAAUACCUCUUCCCUGGGAACCGUAGUUCUGGGAGGGGGGAAAUGGGGCAUUCUAACAGCUUAACAAACUACAGCUUCCAGGAUUCUUUGGGGAAAGCCACGGCUGUUUCAAGUGAUAUAAGAGCAUUUUAAUUGUGUGGUGUCCCGGAUCUAUUUAAAGUUAAACAACUCUGAGAAGGGAGAUCUGCAGAGACAUUGGAGUUACCCAUCAAAAGUUAGCAGAGCAAGGAAGUCACCUGGCCACAGGCUUCCCCACCAGGGUAAAAUGUAUAGCAAAGGCUACCAGCCACAAUGGCUGGGCUCUGACCACCACAGCUGGAAGCAGCAGUCAUUCUGGGUACCAGUUUUUGGAAAGCAAAGGAAGGAAGAGAACUCUCUGCUCGCUGGUUUUCCGCAACCAUCUGGUUGGCCUCUGUGAGAACAGGAUGGUGGAACAGAAGCACCAUUCGCCUGAUCCAACAGGGCUCUCCUUCUGGUCUUCUGCGCCCAGAGCUGCAGAAUCCAGCUGUUCUGAGGGUGGGGUGCACGUGUCAGCAUCGCCCUUGAGCCAGUACCACCAACUGGACUCAUCCACUUCAGCCCCGACUGGGAUAGGCGAGCUGGGUAGCACUUCCAGAGACCACCUUCUCCACAGGAACAGGUCAAAGUGCUGUGGACUCACAGCUUAGAGUUGUGAGCACCGGAUUCACUUCCACAAGAAGACAGUCGUCGCACAGGGGAGUACAGCAGAGUCUAGCAGAGUAUAUAAACAACUUGGAGAGCAGCUCUGUAGAAUAUCUUCUUUAUUCUAUAACUACAACUAUAUACAGAGCUAAAUAGGUCUAAGCAUAAAUGAAUGCUGCACUGCACUGAGUGUCUGCAGCUGCUCUUAGCAGCAACCUUAUCUCUACACACGAUCUCUAACACUCAGUCUCUCUCUCUCUCCGACACUGACUGACUGACUGACUUGGUGCUGGAGCAGAAUAAGUAGAGAGCAGAACACGCCUCCUCCUCUCUGGAGAAUCAGCAGACUCCUCAGGAGAUUCUUGGAUAUGGGAGGGGUGAAAUCUCCUCAGCACGUCUGGCUCCAAGGCCAGCACUUUCUGAGUCUGUUCCACCAUCAAACUGGGAACCAGGCAGAGGGCCUUCUCGGUGGUGGCGCCCGCCCUGUGGAACGCCUUCCCAUCAGAUGUCAAGGAAAUAAACAACUCUUUGACUUUUAGAAGGCAUCUGAAGGCAGCCCAGUUUAGGGAAGUUUUUAAUGUCUGAUGUUUUGUCGUGUUUUUAAUACAGUGGAACCUCGGUUUUUUAGCGUCUCAGAAGCAGAACAUUUCAGUUUUUGAACGCCGAAAACCCAGAAGUAAUUGCUUCCGCUUUCGAACGCACCUCGCAAGUCGAACGGCUUCUGAGGCGCGUUUGUCAAUUUUCUCCAUUGAAUUUGCCGACAGCCCAUCGCUCCUCGGUUGUCGAGCGUUUCAGAAGUUGAACGGUCUUUCGGAACGGAUUACGUUCGGCAACUGAGGUACCGCUGUAUUCUGUUGGGAGUCGCCCAGAGUGGCUGGGGAAACCCAGCCAGAUGGGCAGGGUAUAAAUAAUAAAUUGUUGUUGUUGUUGUUGUUGUUUGUACUGAUGUUGAGUCAGAAUCUCCUUUCUUGUAACGUGAACCCACUGAUUUGAGUCCACCCCUCUGGAGCAGGAGAAAACAAGCUUUCUCCAUCCUCCAUGUGACAGGCCAUCAGAAGAUGACUAUCCUUUCUCCUCCCAGUCUCCUCUUUUCCAAGCUAAACCUCCCCAACUCCCUCAACCGUUCUUCAUAAGGUGUUGUAUCCAGGUCCUGGGCCAUCUUGGUUGCCCUUCUCUGAAUUACAUUCCAGCUUGUAAAUGUUGUUGUUGUUGUUUAGUCGUUUAGUCGUGUCCGACUCUUCGUGACCCCCUGGACCAGAGCAUGCCAGGCACUCCUGUCUUCCACUGCCUCCUGCAGUUUGGACAGACUCAUGCUGGUAGCUUCCAGAACACUGCCCCACCAUCUCAUCCUUUGUCAUCCCCUUCUCCUUGUGCCCUCCAUCUUUCCCAGCAUCAGGGUCUUUUCCAGGGAGUCUUCUCUUCUCAUGAGGAGGCCAAAGUCUUGGAGCCUCAGCUUCAGGAUCUGUCCUUCCAGUGAGCACUCAGGGCUGAUUUCCUUCAGAAUGGAGAGGUUUGAUCGGCUUGCAGUCCAUGGGACUCUCAAGAGUCUCCUCCAGCUUGUAAAUACCCAUCUUAAAUUUAGAUUUCUCUGCCCAUAUUUCAAAUUUGGCCACCAGGGCAGGGUUAGGAGUGAGAACCAUCUGGUCUGCCAGCCUGCCCCCCCCCCCCAUGCUUUAAAGGACAUUUUCUCAAGGAGACAGAAGAAGGAAGUCAAUGUCAGCCGAAGUGUCUUUUCAGAACUGAACGUUGAGAGUACAGUGGCCCAGGAACAGCAGGAACCCUGUUAACACGAGAAAUGGAUGUUUGCCAACCGGCGUAAAAGUCUUCAGGCUUGGCCAGAUUUGGUGCCAGAUCUGAUUCAUCUGGCAGAUUGUCAAAUGCAGGCAAGUCUUUUGAGCGAGAGCGGCUAUUUUUGAGCCGCUGACCCCAUUCUGAAACUGUCCUUUCCUGUCUUCUCCUGGGCAAGGUUCAAGGUCUUGGGUCAACUGGCAAGGCCCUUCCCAACUUGGGACCAGGGUGUCUCAAGGGAUGCUUGAUUGAGGGAGUCCCUGUCGGUGGUCCCCAGUGGCCCCGAUCCACCAGCAGCUAGGUUUGAAAGAGGAUUUACACAGAACAAAAGAAAGUAUCGUGAAAAUCCCUGAAACAAGAAGUAAUCGACUAUAGAAUAACAGAAUUUUAAGAGAAUAGGGCUAUUUAAGAGAAUAGGGCUAUGUUUAAAACUUAGAAUCAUAGAAUAGAAUCAUAGAAUCAUAGAGUUGGAAGAGACCACAAGGGCCAUCGAGUCCAACCCCCUGCCAAGCAGGAAACACCAUCAGAGCACUCCUGACAUAUGGUUGUCAAGCCUCUGCUUAAAGACCUCCAAAGAAGGAGACUCCACCACACUCCUUGGCAGCAAAUUCCACUGCCGAACAGCUCUUACUGUCAGGAAGUUCUUCCUAAUGUUUAGGUGGAAUCUUCUUUCUUGUAGUUUGGAUCCAUUGCUCCGUGUCCGCUUCUCUGGAGCAGCAGAAAACAACCUUUCUCCCUCCUCUAUGUGACAUCCUUUUUAUAUAUUUGAACAUGGCUAUCAUAUCACCCCUUAACCUCCUCUUCUCCAGGCUAAACAUGCCCAGCUCCCUUAGCCGUUCCUCAUAAGGCAUCGUUUCCAGGCCUUGGACCAUUUUGGUUGCCCUCCUCUGGACACGUUCCAGUUUGUCAGUGUCCUUCUUGAACUGUGGUGCCCAGAACUGGACACAGUACUCCAGGUGAGGUCUGACCAGAGCAGAAUACAGUGGCACUAUUACUUCCCUUGAUCUAGAUGCUAUACUCCUAUUGAUGCAGCCCAGAAUUGCAUUGGCUUUUUUAGCUGCCGCGUCACACUGUUGGCUCAUGUCAAGUUUGUGGUCAACCAAGACUCCUAGAUCCUUUUCACAUGUACUGCUCUCAAGCCAGGUGUCACCCAUCUUGUAUUUGUGCCUCUCCUUUUUUUUGCCCAAGUGCAAUACUUUACAUUUCUCCCUGUUAAAGUUCAUCUUGUUUGUUUUGGCCCAGUUCUCUAAUCUGUCAAGGUCGUUUUGAAGUGUGAUCCUGUCCUCUGGGGUGUUAGCCACCCCUCCCAGUUUGGUGUCAUCUGCAAAUUUGAUCAGGAUGCCCUUGAGUCCAUCAUCCAAGUCGUUGAUAAAGAUGUUGAAUAAGACCGGGCCCAAGACAGAACCCUGUGGCAUCCCACUAGUCACUCUUCUCCAGGAUGAAGAGGAACCAUUGAUGAGCACCCUUUGGGUUCGGUCAGUCAGCCAGUUACAAAUCCACUGAGUGGUAGCAUAGUCAAGACCGCAUUUUACCAGCUUCUUUACAAGAAUAUCAUGGGGCACCUUGUCAAAUGCCUUGCUGAAAUCAAGGUAGGCUACAUCCACUGCGUUCCCUUCAUCUACCAGGCUUGUAAUUCUGUCAAAAACGAGAUCAGGUUAGUCUGACAUGACUUAUUUUUCAGAAAUCCAUGCUGACUAUUGGUGAUCACAGCAUUCCUUUCUAGGUGCUCAUAGACUGUUUGCUUAAUGAUCUGCUCCAGAAUCUUCCCUGGUAUUGAUGUCAGACUGACUGGGCAGUAAUUAUUUGGGUCCUCUCUUUUCCCUUUUUGAAAAUAGGGACAACAUUUGCCCUCCUCCAGUCUGCUGGGACUUCGCCUGUUCUCCAGGAAUUCUCAAAGAUGACUGCCAGUGGUUCUGAGAUCACAUCUGCCAGUUCUUUUAAUACUCUUGGAUGCAGUUCAUCUGGCCCUGGAGACUUGAAUACAUCUAAACUAGCCAAGUAUUCUUGUACUAUCUCCUUAGUUAUUCUGGGCUGUGUUUCCUUUGCUGAAUCAUUUGCUCCAAAUUCUUCAGGUCGGGCAUUGUUUUCUUUAUCGGAGAAGACUGAGGCAAAGAAAGCAUUGAGGAGUUCAGCCCUUUCUGUGUCCCCUGUUUGCAUUUCACCAUCCUCUCCUCUGAGUGACCCCACUGUUUCUUUGUUCUUCCUUUUGCUACGAACAUACCCAUAAAAGCCUUUUUUGUUGCUUUCAACCUCUCUAGCAAGCCUGAGUUCAUUCUGUGCUUUAGCUUUUCUGACUUUGUGUCUACACGUGCUGGCUAUUUGUUUGAAUUCCUCUUUGGUGGUUUCCCCCCUUUUCCAUUUUUUGUACACAUCCUUUUUUAAUCUUAACUCGGUUACAAGUUCUUUAGAUAGCCACCCUGGCUUCUUUAGGCACCUUCCAUGUUUCCGUCUCAUUGGUAUUGCCUGAAGUUGUGCUUUUACUAUCUCCCUCUUAACAAACUCCCAGCCAUCAUGAACUCCCUUUCCUUUUAGUAUUACUGUCCAUGGGAUCUCACCCAGCACUUCCCUAAGUUUUAUGAAGUCGGCUUUCUUAAAGUCAAGAAAUUGAGUCCUAGUAUGCUUGGCUGCUCCUUUCUGCUGUAUAGUAAACUUCAGAAGAGCAUGAUCACUCGCGCCUAAUGAUCCUUCCACUUCUACCCCACUAACCAGGUCAUCAACAUUGGUUAGGACCAGAUCUAAAAUGGCUGUUCCUCUUGUUGCUUCUCCCACUUUCUGGACAAUGAAGUUGUCUGCAAGGCCAGUGAGGAAUCUGUUUGACCUUAUGCUCUUGGCUGAGUUUGACAUCCAACAAAUAUCUGGGUAAUUGAAGUCCCCCAUUACUACUAUCUCCCUUCCUUUUGCAUGCUUGGCCAUCUGUUCCAGGAAGGCAUCAUCUAUGUCCUCCGUUUGGCUUGGGGAUCUAUAGUAAACUCCCACAAUGAGGUCACUGUUAUUCUUCUCUCCCUUAAUUUUGACCCAAAUGCUCUCACUUUGGCUUUGAGGUUCUAAAUCUUGGAUCUCUUCACAGGUAUACACAUCCCUGACAUAUAACGCCACUCCUCCUCCUUUCUUGUCUGGUCUGUUUCUCUGAAAUAGAUUGUAUCCCCCAUUAUUACAUUCCAAUCGUGGGACUUAUCCCACCAGGUUUCAGUGAUGCCUAUUAUGUCAUAUUUAGUUUGCUGUACCAAGAGCUCAAGCUCAUCUUGUUUAUUUCCCAUGCUUUGCGCAUUAGUGUACAGACAUUGAAGUUCAUUAAUCAUUCCCCCGUGCCUCUUAUUUAAGGAUUUUUUCCUCCCACCACUAGGUCUGCGUGCUGUUUGCUCCAUUUGGUCUAUGACAUUUGGAUGAUCAUCUUCAUCAAUUGAUAGACUCCUACCUUCAGGAGCACUGUCUCCCUCCCCCACAUUAGUCAGUUUAAAGCCCUCCUGAUGAGGUUUCUGAGUUUUUUGGCAAAAACAUUUCUCCCAACCGUUGUGAGGUGCAGCCCAUCGCUUGCCAGAAGUCCAUCUUCAAGAAACUGCAGUCCGUGAUCUAAGAAUCCAAACCGUUCCUGUUUACACCAUUUGCGAAGCCAGCUGUUCACUUCCACUAUUUUCCCUCUCUCCCUGGGCCACGUCGUUCAACUGGGAGGACAGAUGAGAUGACAAUUUGUGCAUGUAAUUGCUUCAAUUUCCUGCCCAGAGCCUCGUAGUCUCUUUUGAUCUUCUGGAGGCUAUUGCUUGCAGUGUCAUUGGUUCCCACAUGAACCAAGAGGAGGGGGUAUUUGUCAGUGAGGUUUUCAUACCUUCUUUUGUCAUUGAGGUUUUCAUACCUUCUUUGUAAACUCGAGGAAGCAUUUUCAGCCCUGCUCUUGAGCUUGUUUGAUAUCACUUAAAAUCUUAUCAUUUCUUUAUUUCCUUCUGAGGAAACUGAUUAGUUCAGUGAAAUGAGUUUUGUAGCCGGCAUCUCGUUAAGUCUUUGUUUAAUUCUAGUUGAUUUUUUGAUUUAACCUGAGGUACCACUCUAGCUAAUUUUGCCCCCCGCUGCCGCCGCGUGAUUUCUGUUCUCAUCCUGAAGCAAAGUUCUUAACCUGAGGGAUUAUUUCUGGGUUAGCGGAGUCUGUAACCUGAAGCAUCUGUAACCUGAGGUACCACUGUAUUACAUUUACAGUCAUACCUCACGUUACAUCCGCUUCAUGUUACGUUCUUUCAGGUUACGUCCUGCGGCAACCCGGAAGUACCAGAAAGGGUUACUUCCGGGUUUCUCUACUCACGCAUGCACAGAAGCGCAAAAUGACAUCACACGCAUGCACAGAAGCAGCAAAUCGCAACCUGCGCCUGCACAGGCGCAGGCGCGCCGCUGCGGAUUGCUUUCUUUUCAUGUUGCGAACGUGCCUCCGGAAUGGAUCCCGUUCGCAACCAGAGGUACCACUGUAUAUAUAACAAAGGCGGCAUUUUUUCAUCUCCGCCAAGCUAAGCAGUUGACCCCUUACCUCUCUCGCCCUGACCUAGCCACUGUGAUCCACACGACGGUCACCUCCAGACUGGAUUAUUGUAACUCACUCUACGUGGGGCUGCCCUUGAGACUGACCCAGAAACUCCAGCAGGUGCAGAAUGCUGCGGCGAGACUCCUUAUGGGGUCCUCGCUGCGGGGUCACAUUCAUCCGGUGCUAUACCAGCUGCACUGGCUCCCAGUGGGGAACAGGAUCAGGUUUAAGGUGCUGGUUUUAACCUUUAAAGCCCUAUGCGGCCUAGGACCCUCGGACCUACGGGCCCGCCUCUCCUGGUAUGUCCCACGGAGGACCUUACGGUCUUCAAACAAAAAUAUCUUGAAGGUCCCAGGCCACAGGGAGGUUAGGCUGGCCUCAACCAGAGCCAGGGCUUUUUCAGCUGUGGCUCCAAUCUGGUGGAACGCUCUGUCACAAGAGACCAGGGCCCUGCGGGACUUGACAUCUUUCCGCAGGGCCUGCAAGACGGAGCUGUUCCAACAGGCCUUUGGCCAAGGCACAGUCUGACCCCCUCCUUUGGCAGUCCUCACAGAACUCUGGCCCAAUGGUUGCCAUUAAUUUGAUUUGAACUGAUUUUAGAAUGAAAUGGUUUUAGAAUGUUGUACUACCGUAUUUUUCGCUCUAUAAGACGCACCAGACCAUAAAACACACCUAGUUUUUGGAGGAGGAAAACAAGAAAAAAAAUAUUCUGAAUCUCAGAAGCCAGAACAGCAAGAGGGAUCGCUGCGCAGUGAAAGCAGCAAUCCCUCUUGCUGUUCUGGCUUCUGGGAUAGCUGCGCAGCCUGCAUUCACUCCAUAAGAUGCACACACAUUUCCCCUUCCUUCUAAGGAGGGAAAAAGUGAGUCUUAUAGAGCAAAAAAUACAGUAUUUUACUGUUGUUAGCCGCUCUGAGCCCGGCUUCAGCUGGGGAGGGCGGGAUAUAAAUAAAUUGUUGUUGUUGUUGUAAAUAAAUUGUUGUUGUUGUUAUCUCACCUUCUUUCCUCUGAAAAACUCAAGGGGGCAUACAUAAUACCCUUCUUUCUCCCCACGUUAUCUGCACAAGAACCCUGAGAGGUAGGCUAGGCUAAAAGCAGCCGAUUGACCUCCCAGGGUCACCUAGUGAGUAUUUAACCCUCGUCUCCAAGGUCCUAGCCCAGCAAUCUAACAGCAGUGGCUCUGCAGUGUCUGGUUGUUGUUUUUUAAAACAGUUUUAACUGAUUGUUAUCUUGAAUUACAACCAGCCUUUGAAGCUGAGAUCUUUCCGAGAACGGCAUCUGCAAUGGAAUUGUUUUGGAGAUGUUUCACUGCAUGUUGUCUGGCGCCCUGGCCUCCUUUGAGACAAAGGGCGGGAUUCAAAUUUACUAAAUAAAUAAACGGUAUAUAAAUUGUGGAAAUCAAUGCAAGAAACUUGUGUCCUCCUGGAGAAACAUUACUGGGAGGAGGGAACAAGAGUCCUUGGAAAAUACCGUGGUAUUUUCUCAAAUUUAAUCCGUUCCGGAAGUCCGCUCCAAAUCAAAGUGUUCCAAAACCAAAGCGUGCUUUCCCAUAGGAAGUAAUGCAAAACGGAUUAAUCCAUUCCAGACUUUUAAAAACAACCCCUAAAACAGCAAUUAACAUGGAUUUUACUAUCUAAUGAGACCAUUGAUCCAUAAAAUGAAAGCAAUAAUCAACGUACUAUAAAAUAAAUAAGACAAUAUUGUAGAUGAUAAAAAAAUUAAAUAAUUUUUUUUCCUUACCUGCACUGAUGACAGUCAUUGUUUGGAUGGGGGGGCUUGUAUCCAUUUCUGCAGUCACACAAUCAAUCAGUAGCUGAACUGGGUUCCACACAGUCAGAAAAACAUAUUAACCGAGAAAGCCUCAAAAACAAAAACACAAAAUAAAUAGCAAAAACAAAAGCGCCAAACUUCAUCCGUUCCAGAAGUCCGUUUGACUUCCAAAAUGUUUGAAAACCAAGGUGCAGCUUCUGAUUGGUGCAAGUGCCCCGGAAAUAAUAGCCAACAGCUGCAUUGGGCGUUCAGCUUCCGAAAAAACAUUCAAAAACCGGAACACUUACUUCAGGGUUUUCAGCGUUUGAGAACCAAGGCACCACUGUACCGUGAGUUCAAAAUGUGGCUACCAGAUUGCUGAGGGGAUGUUGGGAUUCCCUGCGGGGUGCUAAGACGCAGGGGGCUUUGGAGGUAUAAAUGACCCUGAGACUUUGAAAAACUGGUUUCCUUGGAUCAAGUUAAUUGGUUAAUUUUGUUGAUUUCAUAGAACUCCAGGGACACCCAGGGGUCAUCUAGUCCAACCCUCUGCAAAGCAGGAACCGCAGCUGAAUCACCAGGCUGUGCACUGCGAUGGAGAGCCAAGCCAAGGCGCAGGGAAUCAUUUCCCUUCCAGCCACCCCCCCCCUUGCCCCACCUUCCUCCACCCAACCAAAUGCAGUGGUACCUUGGUUCUCAAACAUUCAUAUAGAUACAAAAAGUCCUUGCGUUCGAUACUAUUUCCCAAAUGGUGUUUCCAGAGGUAUCUCAGUAAUGGAUACAAAGUUCCGACUUUCUCUCGGGUGUAACUACUAAAUUCCAUGGGCGUUUGAAACAUUGUCUUAUCUCGCACGUAUAAGUUUGUUUUUUCUACCUUUUAUUCAUGUAUCUUUCCCGUUCUCAUUUACUCAGUAGAUUUUCUAAUAUGCUGAUUCACUCAUCACGCUUUUACCCUGCGCCAUUUUCUCCGCCAGUGUCGGGUAGGAUUUCCUUAACUUCCCAAUCCUUAAAACAUUUCCCAAACCUCCUUUUCUUCUGCUUCUGUAAAAAGGUAAAGGGACCCCUGACCAUUAGGUCCAGUCGUGACCGACUCUGGGGUUGCGGCGCUCAUCUCGCUUUAUUGGCCGAGGGAGCCUGCGUACAGCUUCCGGGUCAUGUGGCCAGCAUGGCUAAGCCGCUUCUGGCAAACCAGAGCAGCGCACGGAAACACCGUUUACCUUCCCACCAGAGCGGUACCUAUUUAUCUACUUGUACUUUUUGGCAACUGAUUGGCUGGUUGUGUGACUGCAGUACAUUAUUGCUUUCAUUUUAUGGAUCCUUGGUCUUGUUGGAUAGCAAAAUUCAUGUUAAUUGCUGUUUUAGGGGUUGUUUUUAAAAGUCUGGAAUGGAUGAAACCGUUUUGCAUUACUUUCUAUGGGAAAGCGUGCCUUGGUUUUGGAACGCUUUGGUUUUGGAACGGACUUCCGGAACGGAUUAAGUUUGAGAACCAAGGUACCACUGUAACAGUUGUGGGAACUAAAAUAAGGGCUGUUUCAGGCACCAUAAGACAGCAGAUAGGCCCUGAGAUCUUCAGAUGGAGGGUGGUAUACAAAUUGAAUAAAAGAAAUAAAAACACAAUCACAAAACUGUGAACUAGGUGGGGCUUCCCUUGUGCUUGACCCAGAAGCUGUGGCUAGGGCCGAUAGCUGGCAGGAGCGAGGGCUUGCCAACAGAUAACACCUGUACUUGGAGGUCUGCGCCAGUUGCUAAUUUUCUACCAGGCUGAGUUCAAGGUUUUAGGAAAGUCCUUAGCAACUUGGGACCAGUUUACCUGGAAGAUUGCUGCACCUCUUAUGUGCCAGUCGGGCUGAUUCGGUCUGCGGAACUGGCGCUGUUACCAGUGCCACACAAUACCCGUUCUCCAUUUGCAGGAACUUCAUCUUUUUGUGCACUUUGGAACUCCCUGCCUCAUGAUACCAGGCAGGCGCCUCCGCUGUGCUCUUUCUGGUGCCUGCUAAAAGCAUUUGGGAACCGCAGAUCCAGAAAAGGGACUAUCUGCUUAUCGGCCUGUCCGAAGAGAUGGUAUAUAUUAGCAGAGCCUUAACUAUAAGCAUCUUCAGCUUUUUGUUGUCUUGUGUCAGAUCUCUUAGCCGGAAAACAGUUUGGGGGAGUUUUUACAGGACUGCUGCAGUUACAUUGUUUUUGGAAAGCUGUUAAAUGCCUGCGGAGAACCAGAGCCUCACGUGGACGUUCUGAGCCCUUUUAAGGCCAGGAUUCUAAAGAGAGGAGGUUGGAGGUUGUCAAGAGGUCAUUGGAGACAUUUUCGAGAAGAGCAAAUGUUGAGGUUGGUGCGUCAGAGUCCAGCCUUGGCCAAUUUCAAGGGUGGCUGUAACGCCCGCGGAGCCCCUGCUUCCUUAGUUCCACAAACUCAUCCCCAAUGCCGCCCCCACAAAAGGCAUUAUUUAGAAUAGUGGUUUGCACGACCCAGUCAAGAUGAUAAUAAGGCAACAAAAUUGAAAAUGGUGACAGUUAAUUUCACAUCUAUUCCAAAUCCCACUACAGUGGUACCUUGGUUCUCAAACUUAAUCUGUUCCAGAAGUCCGUUCCAAAACCAAGGCGUGCUUUCUCAUAGAAAGCAAUGCAAAACAGAUUAAUCCGUUCCAGACUUUUAAAAACAACCCCUAAAACAGCAAUUUAACAUGGAUUUUACUAUCUAACGAGACCAUUGAUCCAUAAAAUGAAAGCAAUAAUGUACUGCAGUCACACAAUCGGUCAAUUAGUAGCUGAACUGGGUUCCACACAGUCACAAAAACAAAACGAAAAAGAGCCGCCAAAAUAAAUAGCAAAAACAGACAGACCUCAGUGUUAACACUCAAAAUGGAAGUGUGGCACUCAAAUCGGAAGCGUAACACGCAAAACAGAGCACAUUUGGCUUCCGGAAAAAGUUUGCAAACUGAAACACUUCCGGGUUGGCAGUGUUUGGCUUCCAAGUUGUUUGAGUACCAGGGCGUUUGAUAACCAAGGUCCCACUGUACUUAGAUAUAUAGCAGGACGACCCUCCUGGAACGAACGCAGGGAGACUUGGAGCCAAUUCUCAUGUUCCAGAAAAGCACCUGAGAAGCACUUUAGACUGCAAGUGUGCAUAUGAAAAUAGGGAUGUCCAAUAUAAUAAUAAUACUAAUAAUAAUAAUAAUAAUAAUAAUAAUGUUUUUAUGUACGGAGUUGAAUAGUAUCCAAAAUGCAGCAGCCUGAUUGGUCCUAGAACAAUAGGAUCCAGAAUGCUGCAGUCUGAUUGGUCCUAGAACAAUAAGAUCCAGAAUGCAGCAGUCUGAUUGGUCCCAGAACAAUAGGAUCCAGAAUGCAGCAGUCUGAUUGGUCCUAGAACAAUAAGAUUCAGAAUGCAGCAAUCUGAUUGGUCCUAGAACAAUAGGAUCCAGAAUGCAGCAGUCUGAUUGAUCCACAGGAGCCACCCAAUCCAGUUCCAGGUGGAAGUGAAUCCACAACCUGAUUGGCCUACAGGAGAAUCCCAGAAUUAGCCAAUCACAUGGGGCCCAUUGUGUAAAUAAUGUAUAUAAAGCAGACAUUCUGGGGGAACUUCCAUUCCUCCUCACCACUAUGAGCUGAAUAAAGAGCAUGAAAUCCACUCUCGACUCUGAGUAUAUUUCAAAUAAUACUCUGCCCAUCUGACUGGCUUGCCCCAGCCGCUCUGGGCAGCUUCCGACAAAUUAUAAAAACAUAAUAAAACAUUAAACCAAACAAAAAACCUUCCUUAUUCAGGGCUGCCUUCAAAUGUCUUCUGAUGGUGGUACGGUCUCCCUCUGGAGGCGGUGGACUCUCCUUCCUUGGAGGUUUUUAAGCAGAGGUUGGAUGGCCAUCUGUCAUGGAUGCUUCAGUUGAGAUUCCUGCAUUGCAGGGGGUUGGACUGGAUGACUCUGGUGGUCCCUUCCAACUCUGAUUCCAUGGAAGCCCCUUCAAAGAAACAGUUUUGAGACAGAACUGAGCAAACACCAACUUUACCCACCAGGGGGAGCUCUUUGCACAUGCAGGCGGCCGAAAAACCAAAGCAAAGUGGUUUUUUGUUUUUUUUUUGCAAUUCUUGCUUACAAUAUUUCAGUGGCUUUUGGGAUAGCGACUCUCCAGAUGUUGCUAUCCAUUACCAAUUUAUUCCAUAAAAUUUAUACACCGUGUGGUUGUUAAAAAGCAGGUGUCCUGGUUUUCAACCUCCAAAAGUUGUACGGUAUGAUAUACUACCUUCCCCACCACCACCCAACUUUGCUCAAGGUGGCCUGCAUAAUUCACCUCCUCCCCAUUUUAUCCUCUCAUAUAUAUAUAUAUAUAUAUAUAUAAUUUUAUUAGAUUUUCCACAAUAACAAAAGCAGAAUGAUACACAAAAACAGAAAAAGAGAAGGGGAAAAAAAGGAACAAUAAACAAAUAAACAGUGACAACAAACUUAAUUCUUCACAAAUCCAACCUUUUAAACAUCUUGGUUGACGUCCUCAAGUGCCUCCCUUCUGAGUUUCCUUGUAGUUAAAAGUAACAGCUUUCCAAUAUCAUUAUUAAACUAAAACAAUUUCCAAUUAUAGUCCAUCUUAUUCACUUUUCUUAACAUUCUAAAUCCCAUUUAUUUAAUUAUAACGUAGUUUCAUCCUAGGCCUUUUUGUUUUCUUUCAAGUAAUUUCUAAUUUUUUAUAUGACAAUAUUUAUUCAAACAGUCCUUAAAUUUCCUCCAGUCCUCUUGAAACUCCUCUUCUUUCUGGUCGCGGAUUCCCAUUUCUCAACAACCCUGCGAGGUAAGUUAGGCUGAGAGGCAGCGGCUGGCCCAAGGUCACCCAUGGCUGAGUGGUAGAUUCGAACCCGUGUCUCCCAGGUCAUACGCUCUAACCACUACACCCCCACUGCCUCUGCAAUGUAAUGCUGAAGAUGUAGCUCUCUACCCCGGCCUUUGAUGGCCAAGACAGGUGUUUCUGGGAUACACCCCUUUCCCUGUGGUUUGUCUUUUAGAUGAACUGUUUUUCAAUACGUACCAAGUUUUAAAUUGAUGUAAAUCUGUCCUGGGACCUGAUGUUACAGAAGGGCAGGUAACCGACCAACAGGAAAGCUCAGUUGGUUAGAGUGUGGUGCUGAUAAUGCCAAGGUUGCGGGUUGAAUCCCCGUUUGGGACAUCUGCAUAUUCCUGCAUUGCAAGGGGUUGGAAUAGAUUAUUAUUAUUCUUGUUGUUGUUGUUUAGUCGUUUAAUUGUGUCCAACACUUCGUGACCCCCUGGACCAGAGCACGCCAGGCACUUCUGUCUUCCACUGCCUCCCACAGUUUGGUCAAACUCAUGCUGGUAGCUUCAAGAACACUGUCCAACCAUCUCGUCCUCUGUCGUCCCCUUCUCCUUCUGCCCUCCAUCUUUCCCAACAUCAGGGUCUUUUCCAGGGAGUCUUCUCUUCUCACGAGGUGGCCAAAGUCUUGGAGCCUCAGCUUCAGGAUCUGUCCUUCCAGUGAGCACUCAGGGCUGAUUUCCUUCAGAAUGGAGAGGUUGGAUCUUCUUGCAGUCCAUGGGACUCUCAAGAGUCUCCUCCAGCACCAGAAUUCAAAAGCAUCAGUUCUUCGGCGACCAGCCUUCUUUAUGGUCCAGCUCUCACUUCCAUACAUCACUACUGGGAAAACCAUAGCUUUAACUAUAUGGCAAGAUGAUGUCUCUGCUUUUUAAGAUGCUGUCUAGGUUUGUCAUUGUUAUUCAAUACGUAGUGAGUUUUAAAUAGAUGUAAAUCUGUCCUGGGACGUGAUGUUGAAGAAGGGCAGGUAAUAAACGAACCAACAGGAAAGCUCAGUUGGUUAGAGCGUGGUGCUGAUAAUGCCAAGAUUGCAGGUUGAAUCCCCGUUUGGGACAUCUGCAUUUUCCUGCAUUGCAAGGGGUUGGAAUAGAUGAUUCUAGCCCCUUCCAACUCUGAAAUUCUAUGCUUCUGUGAGUGUCUGGAGGCUGUUGGAGGAUGGAUGGCAGCUAACAGAUUGAGGUUGAAUCCUGACAAGACAGAAGUACUGUUCUUGGGGGACAGGGGGCAGGUUGGUGUGGAGGACUCCCUGGUCCUGUAUGGGGCAACUGUGCCCCUGAAGGACCAGGUCGCAGCCUGGGAGUCAUUUUGGACUCACAGCUGUCCAUGGAGGCACAGGUUAAUUCUGUGUCCAGGGCGGCUGUCUACCAGCUCCAUCUGGUACGCAGAAUGAGACCCUCCCUGCCCAUGGAUUGUCUCGCCAGAGUGCUGCACGCUCUAGUUAUCUCCCACUUGGACUACUGCAAUGCGCUCUACGUGGGGCUACCUUUGGAGGUGACCCGGAAACUGCAACUAAUCCAGAAUGCGGCAGCUAGACUGGGGACUGGAAGACCACAUAACACCGGUCUUGAAAGACCAACAUUGGCUCCCAGUAAGUUUCUGAGCAGAAUUCAAAGUGUUGGUGCUGACCUUGAAAGCCCUAAACGGCCUCGGCCCAGUAUAACUAAAGGAGUGUCUCCACCCCCAUCGUUCAGCCCAGACACUGAGGUCCAGCACUGGGGGCCUUCUGGCGGUUCCCUCACUGCAAGAAGCAAAGCUACAGGGAACCUGGCAGAGGGCCUUCUUGCUGGUGGCGCCCGCCCUGUGGUACGCCCUCCAAGCAGAUGUCAAGGAAAUAAACAACUAUCUGAUGUUUAGAAGACAUCUGAAGGCAGCCCUGUUUAGGCUGAUGUCUUAAUGUAUUUUUAAUCUUUUGUUGGAAGCUGCCCAGAGUGGAUGGGGAAACCCAGUCAGAAGGAUGUCUCCACCCCCAUCGUUCUGCCCAGACACUGAGGUCCAACGCUGAGGGCCUUCUGGCGGCUCCCUCGCUGCGAGAAGCCAAGUUACAGGGAACCAGGUAGAGGGCCUUCUUGGUGGUGGCGCCCACUCUGUGGAACACCCUCCCACCAGAUAUCAAAGAGAACAACAACUACCAGACUUUUAGAAGGCAUCUGAAGACAGCCCUGUUUAGGGAAGCUUUUAAUGUUUGAUGCAUUACGGUAUUUUAAUAUUUUGUUGGAAGCCCCCCAGAGUGGCUGGGGAAGCCCAGCCAAAUGGGCAGGGUAUAAAUAAUAAAUUAUUAUUAUUAUUAUUAUUAUUAUUAUUAUUAUUCUAUGAAGUAGUAGUCACAAUAAUACUCCGCAAGUGAGUUUUUCAACCUGUCUCCCUCCCCUCCCACAGGUCCGUGCUUACGUCGGCGCAUUUGCCCCCGAUUUCGACGAGAAGGCGGACCUCACCGCCCUGCGCUUCUUCUCCGUGAACUCCAUCGUGGACCCCUGGGUCUUCAUUAUUUUCCGGACGUCCCUCUUCCGCAGUUGCCUCCGCCGGGUUUCGAGGAGGCUGAGCUCGAAAAGGUCCACAGACUCUCAGCUGCUAGAAACUUGGGAGCGGAAAGGAUCCGAUCGUCUGCAGUGA
Messenger RNA from Podarcis lilfordi (Lilford's wall lizard), 23916 nucleotides. The record is from the annotation of a GenBank genome assembly. NCBI's taxonomy places the organism in Eukaryota, Metazoa, Chordata, Lepidosauria, Squamata, Lacertidae.